AUGUUGGCAAAGACACCAGCCGUAGACAUAAGGGAGAGCAAUAUCUCGUUUGAUUCACAACCUGAAUCAGUUCCUGAAGCAGUUCAUGAAUCAAUUUCUGUAUCAGAUCUUGAAUUAGUUCCUGAAGCAGUUCCUGAAUCAGUGUCUGUAUCCGAUUCUGUUAUGCCUUCAAAGGUUUUUUCAGAAACUGUUGCUGAUUCAGAUGAGUCCUUCGGCAAAGGAUAUUGUCAUAAGCGACCUUCCGUCAGAUUUCAAGACUAUGUUACCUAUAAUAUUUAA
Arabis nemorensis is the source of this 279-nucleotide messenger RNA. Lineage: Eukaryota; Viridiplantae; Streptophyta; Magnoliopsida; Brassicales; Brassicaceae. The record is from the annotation of a GenBank genome assembly.